AUGUCUGACCUCUUCCGGCAAAGCAUCAACAAGGAAACGCCACCCCGUCCCAAACCUACCCCCAUAACCUCCACAGACCCCGACGACAACUCUUCCUCCUCCUCCUCCGCCGACUCCACUGCCUCCAUCAACACAGUCCGGCCCACCUCCAGCGAACAACCUCCUCCUCCGGAACACUGGUCUAAUUAUUUCGCCCAAGAACUAUACCUCUCCUCAUCCACUCCCACAUCAUCAGCAACCUACCAUGUCUACCUCACCCCACCCACCGACCCCAAAAAGGGACCCCUCUUCAUCACCCACCACGGCGCCGGCGCCUCUGGCCUCUCCUUCGCCCUACUAGCCCAAAACCUCCGCCACCGACUCCCUGAAGCCGGAAUCCUGUCCCUCGAAGCCCGUGCCCAUGGCUCCGUCGUCAAAUCCCCAGAAGACGACAAAGAGAUCCCAGACUUCUCCAUCACGACCCUCACCGCCGACGCUCUAGCCAUGAUCAACCUCACCGUCGCCCACAUGACCUGGCCCACCCUGCCCCCUUCAAUCCUCAUCGGCCACAGCCUAGGCGGCGCCGUGGUGACCCAACUCGCCACCGACUUUGCCCUGGGCACCGCACUCGUAGGCUACUGCGUGCUAGACGUCGUCGAGGGCUCCGCGCUCGAAGCCCUGGGGCACAUGCAAACAUACCUCGCAUCCCGACCUUCCUCCUUCGCCUCCGUGGACGAAGCAGUAGCCUGGCACACCCGCACGCGCACGAUCCGGAACGCGGAAUCCGCCAAAGUCUCUGUGCCCGGCCUAUUGAAACCCCUCCCUCCGUCCUCUGCAGAAAGCAAAGCGAGCGGGUAUACAUGGCAAACCAACCUCGCAACAACAACCCCCUACUGGCCCACCUGGUUCACCGACCUCUCCCCUCACUUCCUCACGGCACGGGGGGCCAAACUGCUCAUCCUCGCCGGCACAGACCGCUUGGACCGCGAACUGAUGAUCGGACAGAUGCAGGGGAAGUUCCAGCUCACGGUGAUACCCGAGGCGGGACACUUUGUGCACGAGGAUGCGCCGGAGAAGGUGGGGGAGGUGGUGGAGGGGUUUUGGCGGCGGAAUGAUCGGGGGAGUAUGGUGUUGCCGAUGAAGGUGGAUCAGAUGCUGGCAAAAGGCAUGAAAGUCUGA
This is a messenger RNA of Saxophila tyrrhenica, 1158 nucleotides long. RefSeq names its product Protein phosphatase methylesterase 1 (gene PPE1). NCBI's taxonomy places the organism in Eukaryota, Fungi, Ascomycota, Dothideomycetes, Mycosphaerellales, Extremaceae. The record is from RefSeq and is a predicted model, not a curated record. Gene Ontology annotation, molecular function: protein methylesterase activity. Gene Ontology annotation, biological process: protein demethylation. Bases 1 to 1158 code for a protein of 385 amino acids. The transcript has a single exon.